UAGGGAAAACUGCAGGACAAAAACUCACGUCACAUGCAGUUUUGGAUACGUCUCCAUUUGUAGUCAAGGCAGACUUAAUUUCCAUAUGUCCUAAUCCACAUUUGCAGCAGUGGCUGCCUUUGAUAUUCAGGUUCAAGUAAAAGCUGUAGAUUUAUUGUGCCUGCAUGAUUAAAGAGGCGAGCUGUCGGUCUCGCUGGAGGGAGCCGCUCAGAGCCGUACAUGCUGGACAUGUGUUGUGUUUAUCAGCCUUCAGCAUGAGUGACGUCUCACAGGUGUUUAACAGCUGAAGCUUUCCUCUGAACAGAGCUGGUUGCACCUUCAUAUCACGUCCUCCCAGAGUCCCUACCCACCCGUUUGCCUCUGACACACAUUUACUUUCCUGGCUUACUUCAGUGUGAGCUUUUAAAUGCUGUCAGGGGCCUCGUCUUUCUUAGCCGCUUUGGAGGCCAAUCUGCUUAAGGAUAUCUGUCCACUCAUGCACGUGCUCACAGUUGCCUUUCCUGCUAGUCAGAUGGCCUGAAAACACGACAUAUUACAAAUCCUUCUUGUGCUCCGGCUACUGUAAGCCACAUUGUAGAUUUUGCUGACCCAUUGCAUCUGCUCGGUGUGGCCAUGUGUGUUUGUUGUGGAGUUAGUUAGGUAGCGCUAUCAUUUUAAUCUGCAGCUUUGUGAUGAGGAGGCCCAGCUGGAGCUGCUUACCCGCGCUGGUCACACGCCAUAUGUUUGCUCAGACGCAUGGAAACUGCCACAAUUGCGCUCGCCUCCCUCCACCCCAACCAUUCUAACCCGUUGCACAGGCUUAUCGUGGCUUUAGCAUCUGUGCGGUAAAUUUAGGCCAUUGAUGUUUGCUUGUCUGGCCGGUGGUUUAAACCAGUGAACGCAAGCUGUGACUUUUAGUCGUUUGUGCGCUGUGCUGUGAUACCAUCUCUGCACAUCCAAGAUGAGGCUGAGGUCCAGGAGUAGAGAAAGAAUGGAGACAAGAAGAGAGGAAGAGGUGAAAUUUGAGGAGAUUGAAAUGAUUCCAAAGUCCGGAAAAUCUCCAGCAGACUCACGGAAAUCUGCCGGCAUUCAUGAGUUUGCAGCGCUUGCCAGAUCCUCCUUGAAUGGUAUCUCUCAGGCAGUGAGAGACCACAUGACAAAGCCCACCUCGCUGGCUCAGGGCCGGGUCGCUCACCUCAUCGAGUGGAAAGGUUGGCCUAAACCUGCAGCUCCUUCACUGGCCGCACACUCCCAGUUCAGCUCCUACUGCAAUCUGACUGAAGGGGAGAAGGAGGCUCGUUUUGCUGCAGGAGUGGCCGAGCAGUUUGCCAUCGCGGAGGCUAAGCUACGUGCUUGGGCAUCUGUGGAUGACGAUGAUGAGGAAGAUUUCAAUGAUGAAGACUCCCACAUCAGCGGACAGACUCACACGGUAUCCAGCCAAAACUCAGAAGCCACCAUCUACAGUUCCACCUCUGGAGCAGUGCCCGGGGUGGACCGCACUGAGACGCCACCAUCCGAUGGUCCCCUGGGCUCCCACAACAGCAGCCUGCCCUGUGGCAGGCUAGCAACUGAAAAUGCCCCACAGUCAUCACAAAGCAACUCACCCACUUUGCCCAGCGACUCCAUGAGUACGUGCCUGGAGGAGGAGGAGGAAGAGGAAGAGAGGCUGGACAGCCUCGAGGAGCAGCCGGCUCCUUUGCAGGAGCACCGCAGCGAAGUGUGCAUCCACAGCAAACCCGAGUGGAGGCCGAGGUGCAGGAGCAGCAGGUUUGACUCCUGCUACUCCACCUCUCACUCCGAGUCUCCUGGAGAGGAGGACGAGGAAGACGAGGAGGAGGAGGAAGGCAGCGUGUUUCAUGAGGUCCGGGUGUGGCACUGCAGCCCCAGGAGCUUUUUCUCUGACCGGGCGUCUUCCGGGGUGGCGUCAUUCGAUGAGGAAGAAGAAGAGAGAGAAGAAGCAGAGGGAAAAAAAGAAUAUUUGAUGUGAUGUGUCGUCCACCUUGAGUCUGUGUUGAUUCUGGAUAUUAUGCUUCAACCUUACACCUCUCCUUCUCCUCCUCCUCUUCUCCUUCCUCGUCCACUCAUUCUGUCUCCUGUCUCUCAUCCUCCAGGCCUUUCAUACUGAUCUUGCUCCACUGUUUAUCGCUGCUGUAAACAGUCGAUAUGUUGAGAGAGUUCAAUCAGAAUGUAAUGCUGUUGUUCACUAAGUUUUGUACGUUUAUUUUUUGUGUGUGUGUGAACAGUCAUGUGUUGCUAUUGCAUUGGUUUUCUAUGGAUAUUUUCUAGUGUUGUUUCCUCUGGGUCACGCUGUGUCACGUGGGUUGGGCUCUGUUUGAUAUUGAAUGCCUGAAUGUCUUGCAUAUAUAAAUAUGAGUUUUUGAAAGAAGA
This is a messenger RNA of Pelmatolapia mariae (spotted tilapia), 2367 nucleotides long. RefSeq names its product family with sequence similarity 131 member Aa (gene fam131aa). The transcript is spliced from 5 exons. The record is from RefSeq and is a predicted model, not a curated record. Lineage: Eukaryota; Metazoa; Chordata; Actinopteri; Cichliformes; Cichlidae. The coding region runs from base 941 to 1966 and encodes 341 amino acids.